CGAAGAAAAAAAUAAAAAUCUUGAAAAGUCGUCUCUCUCUCUCUCUCUCUCUGUCUCUCUCUCUCUCUCUCUCUCACAAAUCAGCAGCCAUGCGAACUCAACCUCUUAGCUAGCUUUCUUCGUCUUCAGCAGAUCGAGAUUCGAUUUUCUCAGCUUCCUUAGCUUACUUCGUGCUGCUUAAAUCCUAUAUCCAGCUGUCUGUCGUCUUCUCGUUGUUUUUUUUGGGUUUGACGAUGAGUACGAACUGGAAAUCUGUUCGAUUAAGGCUCGAAAUGCGUACUCUAAUGAUUUUUCUAGCGAUUUUGAGCUUCGAUUCGUGUUUUUCGCUGGGAAACGAAGAAGGUGUGACGAGAGAUCUACGGAUUGAUGAUAGAGACGCCUUAGAUUUGAGAGGUGUUAGUUUCCACAGGAAGUUACUUGGCCGUUUCCGUAACCCAUACACCCAUUUGAACAAGGACCGUCCUCCUGUGGCAGCUCUUGCACCAGCGUCAUCUUCUGUUCCUUCUCAUAGAGGUACUACUACCAGAAAAUCUUCAGCAUUGCAUCCACCACGGAGAAGUCCACCUGCCCUGCAUGUUUCUUCUGCUCCACCUCAUUCUGUGCCUCUUUCAAAAAAUCCUAGUGUAAGAAGUUCUUCAAGCAGCAUGGUUCCCGUUGUGGCUGGCUGCGUAGGCGGUGCUGUGUUUUUGCUUCUUUUAGCUACUGGUCUCUUCUUUUUCAAAAGUAAAGCUGGCAAAUCUGUGAAUCCUUGGAGUACAGGUCUUAGUGGACAGCUUCAGAAAGUGUUCAUAACUGGUGUCCCAAAACUGAAAAGAUCUGAGAUUGAAGCUGCUUGUGAAGAUUUCAGCAAUGUCAUUGGAUCUUGUCCUAUUGGUACAUUGUUCAAAGGGACACUAUCAACUGGGGUGGAAAUAGCAGUGGCUUCUGUUGCUACUGCUUCUGCCAAAGAAUGGACUAAUAACAUUGAAAUGCAGUUCAGAAAGAAGAUUGAAAUGCUAUCCAAGAUAAACCACAAGAACUUUGUCAACCUUCUCGGUUACUGUGAAGAAGAUGAGCCUUUCACUAGGAUCUUGGUCUUUGAAUAUGCAUCAAACGGAUCUGUCUUUGAACAUUUACACUAUAAAGAAUCAGAACACUUGGACUGGAUAAUGCGGCUUAGAAUAUCAAUGGGUGUAGCGUAUUGCCUUGACCAUAUGCACGGGCUUAAGCCACCUAUAGUCCACAGCAAUCUUAUCUCAUCAUCAGUUCAACUCACAGAGGAUUACGCAGUCAAAAUCGCAGAUUUCAACUUCGGUUACCUAAAGGGUCCAUCGGAGACAGAAACCAGCACCAAUGCACUCAUAGAUACGCACAUCUCAGUCACAACCCAAGAAGACAACGUCCACAGCUUUGGUUUGCUGUUAUUCGAACUGAUGACCGGGAAACUCCCGGAGUCUGUUAGAAAAGGUGACUCGGUAGAUACAGGUUUGGCUGAUUUCUUGAGAGGAAAGACUCUGAGGGAGAUGGUGGAUCCAACGCUGGAAUGUUUUGAUGAGAAGAUUGAGAGUAUAGGCGAAGUGGUAAAAAGCUGUGUAAGGGCAGACCCGAAACAAAGACCGACGAUGAAAGAAGUCACAGGGAGGUUACGAGAGAUCACAGGAUUGUCACCGGACGAUGCUAUUCCGAAACUUUCAGCUCUUUGGUGGGCAGAGCUGGAAGUGCUGUCCACUGCGUGAAAAAAGAGUACUACGUUGCUUCAUAACGAAUCUGUAAGUAUUAUUAUAAAUGUGAAGUUUGUGUGUGUGUUCUUGCGUCUCGUUGGGAGCUCUUUACUUGUCUUUAGGCAUUAUAUAUAAAUCUAUGCUAGUUUCUUUAACGACUCAAAAAUUCUGGUGAAAGAAUUCGUGAUCACGGUAAUACUCGUUUUUGGUAAUGCAUAUUCUUGUGUUAUUGUAUUUGUAAAUUAGUUAUUAUCAUCAAAUUCCAAUCAA
This is a messenger RNA of Brassica rapa (field mustard), 1970 nucleotides long. RefSeq names its product probable inactive receptor-like protein kinase At3g56050. Gene Ontology annotation, biological process: protein phosphorylation. NCBI's taxonomy places the organism in Eukaryota, Viridiplantae, Streptophyta, Magnoliopsida, Brassicales, Brassicaceae. Gene Ontology annotation, molecular function: protein kinase activity; ATP binding. The record is from RefSeq and is a predicted model, not a curated record.